CAGCACGCCACAGUCAGCAUCUGGCUGUACGAACAGCUCUCCAUCCGCAUUGAGGGCAAGAUCAGAGGAUUCGAUGAGUUCAUGAACCUAGUCAUCGAUGAGGCUGUGGAGGUUAAGCAGGUCACCAAAACCAACGAUAAGGAGACCAGGAGACCUCUUGGUCAAAUUAUGUUGAAGGGAGACAACGUCUCAUUAAUCCAAAACGUCUCGAAAUGA
Molecule: messenger RNA, 216 nt
Organism: Fusarium redolens
Lineage: Eukaryota; Fungi; Ascomycota; Sordariomycetes; Hypocreales; Nectriaceae
Exons: 3
Biological process (GO): spliceosomal snRNP assembly; mRNA splicing, via spliceosome
Cellular component (GO): U1 snRNP; U5 snRNP; U2 snRNP
Molecular function (GO): RNA binding
Source: RefSeq, a predicted model, not a curated record